This is a messenger RNA of Erigeron canadensis, 2939 nucleotides long. Its product is annotated as probable leucine-rich repeat receptor-like protein kinase At1g35710. The transcript has 4 exons. The record is from RefSeq and is a predicted model, not a curated record. Gene Ontology annotation, molecular function: protein binding. Bases 1 to 2838 code for a protein of 945 amino acids. Lineage: Eukaryota; Viridiplantae; Streptophyta; Magnoliopsida; Asterales; Asteraceae.
AUGGAAGCCACUAAUUUUAUUGUCAAUGUUACAAUAUUAUUUCUGUUCUUUCAAACAUAUGGUGCAAGCAGCAGCAACACCAUGAUUAAAGCUUCCUCAAACGUUACAUGUAUCCAAAGAGAGCGGCAAACACUGCUUUUAUUCAGACAAGGCUUCACGAACCAAUUAAAAUGGACCGGAUUAGAAUGUUGUGAGUGGCUGGGAGUUGGGUGUGACAAUAGAACUGGCCAUGUCGUCUCACUUGAUCUCUCUGGCUAUUACAUCAACUCGACCAUUCCUGUGUGGUUAUCAAACCUAACUCGCCUCAAGUAUCUAGACCUUAGCUAUAACAGCUUCCAUGGGGGAAUACCAAAUUCUAUUGGAAACUUGAGCUCUCUUUCUACCAUCGACCUUUCAAUGAAUCAAUUGUCUGGUCGGAUACCUCCCUCACUUGGUGGCCUAUCAUCUCUAACAUACCUCUAUCUUCGGCAUAAUCAAUUGAAUGGGAGCAUACCUGAAAGCAUUGGACUACUCACCAGCCUACAAGAACUCUAUCUUGAAGAUAAUCAAUUGAGCGGGAACAUCCCCACUAGUCUUGGUCAGCUUUCAAACCUGGAAGUCCUUUUUCUUGCUCGUAACCAAUUGAGUGGGGUUGUUUCUGAAAUUCACUUCACCAAACUCUACAAUCUAACCCAAUUGUUCUUGUCUGGUAAUACAUUGAUAACGUGGAACGUCAGCCGUCAUUGGAUUCCUCCCUUCCAAUUGAGGAUUUUUGAGGCAAGCUCCUGCUGCAACAUGGGACCCCAAUUCCCAAACUGGCUUCAAACACAAACACAUCUUGAAGAAUUAUAUCUUUCAAAUUCGAGUAUUAGGGAUACAAUACCAAUAUUCAACAACAUCUCCUCUCAUCUUCAGUUACCUAAUAUAAUUAAAAGAGUUGUGUGGCUGUCAAAAUGGACCGGAUUAGAAUGUUGUGAGUGGCUGGGAGUUGCGUGUGACAAUAGAACUGGUCAUGUCGUCUCACUUGAUCUCUCUGGCUAUUACAUCAACUUGACCAUUCCUAUGUGGUUAUCAAACCUAACUCGCCUCAAGUAUCUAAACCUUAGCGAUAACAGCUUCCAUGGGGGAAUACCAAAUUCUAUUGGAAACUUGAGCUCUCUUUCUUCCAUCUACCUUUCAUGGAAUCAAUUGUCUGGUCGAAUACCAGAUUCAAUUGGAACCUUGAGCUCUCUAUAUUCCAUCGACUUUUCAUCAAACCAAUUGUCUGGUCGAAUACCAAAUUCUAUUGGAACCUUGAGCUCUCUUUCUUACAUGGACCUUUCAUCAAACCAAUUGUCUGGUCAAAUACCAGAUUCUAUUGGAACCUUGAGCUCUCUUUCUUACAUGGACCUUUCAUCAAACCAAUUGUCUGGUCGAAUACCAGAUUCAAUUGGAACCUUGAGCUCUCUUUCUUCCAUCCACCUUUCAUACAAUCACUUGUCUGGUCCAAUACCAGAUUCUAUUGGAACCUUGAGCUCUCUUUCUUCCAUCCACCUAUCAUCUCUGAACAUAUUGAAAAGAAAUAUACAAGACAUAUGUUUUGAGUCUAUCUGUCCAUCAGACGGGACUGAAAUUAACUUGUGGCUUCCAAAAUCCAACUCAGGUCUUGAAGUUAUUGCUCUUAGCAAAAACCUUCUCACUGGAAGCAUCCCAAGAAACUUAUGCGAGUUAUAUAGUAUAAAAGUGUUGGAUUUGUCGCAUAAUAGUUUUUUUGGAAAUCUUCCCGAGUGCUUAGGGAGCUUAAUUCAAUUACAAGUGAUGGACCUUACAAGUAACAGUAUAAUAGGUGAUAUUCCGAAUUCAUUGGGUUCUCUAUCAAAACUUGAGUUAUUGCACCUGCAUGACAACAAAUUUGAGGGUGGUCUCCCAGUGUCUUUAAAAAAGUUGAAAAACUUGGUGACAAUGGAUUUGGGGAACAAUUAUUUGACAGGUAAUAUCCCUUUUUGGAUUGGAAAAAAGCUAUCAAAGCUUAAAAUCUUGAAUCUCCAAUCAAAUAUGUUCAUGGGUAUGUUUCCACCGGAACUAUGUCAAAUCAAAACACUUCAACAUGUAAACCUGGCAGAUAAUAAGAUAACUGGAAAUAUCCCUCGUUGCCUUUGUAAUUUAACUGGUAUGAUCAAGCGUGACGCCAAGUUAGAAUACAACAGUUAUAGCUAUAUGUAUCAAGAAAGUAUUGAAGCUUGCAUAAAGGGCAUUCAACAAAAGUACACCAGCACACUUCCGUAUCUUAUAUCCUUAGACCUUUCAAGCAACAAAAUUGUUGGUGAAAUUCCUGAUGUGUUGAUGAACCUUGAAGCAUUGACAAAUUUGAAUCUUUCGAGAAACGAACUAAGUGGACACAUUCCUACAAUUAUCGGAAAUCUAAAGUCAAUGGAAUCUUUAGAUUUGUCGAUGAACAACCUGUCUGGUCGGGUUCCUCCAAGUUUAGCUAGUGUGAACACUCUAGGCUAUCUGAAUCUAUCAUUCAAUAAAUUAUCUGGUCCAUUACCAAUCGGAAAUCAUUUUCAGACUUUUGAUAAUCCAUCUAUAUAUGAAGGGAACAAUAGACUAUGUGGAUUCCCACUUCUAAAUUGCAAAGGCAAUUUACCAUACACUCAUGUUGGUGAUGAUAAAGUUGUGAAUAGCUCACAAGGUUUCUCGUGGUUUUAUGUUGGUAUCGUUCCAGGAUUUGUUGUGGGUUUCAUGGGACUUAUUGUUAGCUUGCUAUAUAUUAAAGUUUGGAGGGUAACUUACUUUGAAAUGAUAGAAAAUGUUUGUGUUUUUCUAAUUGUUUCAAUUGUAGUGACUUUUGCUCGACUAAGGAGGAAGUGUUUCCAGUGAGGUAUUUUGAUUCACAAACAACACAUUUUUUUUAAUUUAUCUAAAUAUAUGUUUCAUGUUGUGGUUUGACUAUUAAAUGAAUAAAGAUAUAUUUUUAAGCA